This is a messenger RNA of Tupaia belangeri chinensis (Chinese tree shrew), 595 nucleotides long. RefSeq names its product apolipoprotein C3 (gene APOC3). The transcript has 4 exons. Gene Ontology annotation, molecular function: high-density lipoprotein particle receptor binding; phospholipid binding; lipase inhibitor activity. Gene Ontology annotation, biological process: negative regulation of triglyceride catabolic process; negative regulation of very-low-density lipoprotein particle clearance; negative regulation of high-density lipoprotein particle clearance. Gene Ontology annotation, cellular component: very-low-density lipoprotein particle; intermediate-density lipoprotein particle; spherical high-density lipoprotein particle. The record is from RefSeq and is a predicted model, not a curated record. The coding region runs from base 94 to 396 and encodes 100 amino acids. NCBI's taxonomy places the organism in Eukaryota, Metazoa, Chordata, Mammalia, Scandentia, Tupaiidae.
CAGUGCCCGCUGUCCUGGGGACAAUAUAAAACAGGUCAGAAUCCUCCUGCCGGCCCACUCAGGCCAUCCCAGGAAGCAUCGGCUGCAGGCACCAUGCAGCUCCGGGUACUCCUCGCCGCCGCCCUCCUGGCACUCCUGGCCUCUGCCCGAGCUGGUGAGGCCGAGGACCCCACUCUUUUCGGCUUCAUGCAGGGCUACAUGCAGCAGGCCUCUAAAACCGCCCAGGACGCGCUGACCAACAUGCAGAAGUCCCAGGUGGCCCAGCAGGCCAGGGGCUGGCUGACUGAUGGCAUCGACUCCCUGAAAGACUACUGGAGCACGUUCAAGGACAAGUUCUCUGAGUUCUGGGACUUGACCCCUGAGGCCAAUCCAACUCCAGCCUCUGAAGGUGCCUGAGACCUCCACAGCCCAAGUCUGCCUGCCCAUCCGUCCCGCCAGCUCCCUGGGUCCUGCAGCCUCCAGGCUGCCCCCUGCAGGUCACUGGAAAGGGGCAGUAUUCUCAGCAGUUUCCUACCUGCGCUCCCCCACCCCCAAGCCCUGGCCUACCCCUAGGCCUGCUGUCUUCCCAAUAAAGCUGGGUCAGAGGCUGGUGUGA